AUUCAUUUUCUGAAAUUCUGAGGGAGAGUACUAUUAUUAAGUACUAACAAUGUCCAUGUACCCAGCAGUAGAUGAAGCAGAGACAUAUGCAAUUCAAGGCCAUAAUCCUGGUGGUUAUGUCAUACCAGCGCCGGCAGUUCCAAACUAUGGUACAUCACAUCCUUAUGCUGCUCCAUACCUCACCGGCGGCAUCAGAGGACCUCUCCGGUUGCAGCGUUGGUCCACCGGUCUCUGCCGUUGUUUUGAUGAUCCUGCAAACUGUGUGGUCACUUGCUUCUGCCCUUGUAUUACUUUUGGACAAAUAGCAGAGAUAGUAAGUAAAGGAACUUCAACAUGCACAUGUGAGGGAGCUAUUUAUGGGGCACUGGCUCUUAUUGGGUUUCCAUGCUUGUAUUCAUGCUUUUACCGCUCAAAGAUGAGGGCACAAUAUGAGUUGCCAGAGGCACCUUGUAUGGACUGCUUAGUUCAUUUCUGUUGUGAACCUUGUGCUCUCUGUCAAGAAUAUAGAGAGCUAAAAAACCGUGGAAUUGACUUGAGCAUAGGAGCCGCUGUGCCUAGUACUGAAAUCGACGUCCAAUACACACAUGACGGGAGCUCCUUGGCAGCGUUACUGCACUGCACCACCUGACGCCAACCUUGAACGGACGUCCGCCAGUGUCCAUCCCUGCUCCUGGUGCAUAGAACGAGCAGCGCUAUAACUGUUAUUUGCCGCCGAUUGCAAGGUAAUGCAUCUUGUGUCCGAUGUCAUUUUCUCAAUUUUUUGAAAAUUUUUUCCAUCUCGAACAUGUAAUUAAUGAUCGAAUUUUUUUAAUGAUAAACGGAUGUUUGUGUUUGUAAAGAUUCGGAUGUUUUUUGUAAGGUGAAAACUUAGGUACUUCAGGUGAAGUUGAUAAACGACUCAUCAAUUAUCAACUUCACGUGAAGUCGACUUCCCCUGGAUUUUCGCCUUUUUUUUUAAUAUACUACUCCCUUUUGAGGAUGUUUCUUUUUGUGGAGAUUUGGAUUUUUUUAUUAGACUUGGAUAUUUCGUCUGUAAAACUUAGAAUGAUUCUGCUGUUAAGCUGUGAUGUUUCAUUUGUUAAAUUUUGGAUUUUUUUUUUAUCUUAAAUUUAAGAUAUUUUGAUGCAUGUUGGCUUCGCACGGUGCAUAAAGGAGUUGCGGUGGAAGGUACAAUGACAGUGCGACCCGGUUAAAGAUAAGGUACCGACGAUGCGAUGAGUGGAUGAGAUGGGACUUCAAGUUAACUAUGCGGUUACAAAUUUAAAAUCCCCUUUUUUUUAAAAAAAAAGUUGUUUAAGUUAGCUAGUAUUCUAAUUGAUUACUAGUGUGAUUGUUCACGUAAUUCUGAUAACAAAAAAUAUUGAAAACUUUGAAAACGAAAACUAAACUGGCCCUGGAGUCUCAUUUUGACAUUUUGUGGUUACAUGCUCUGAUCAUUGAAGCUUAUAUCACUUUUUUACUUUUUGACAAUGAAUUGGGCAUAGGGUGGGAAGCCAAUGCUGCAAGGCAAGGAAUUAUAGUACCUCCAUCAGUUUCACCAACCAUGACAAGAUGAAAUUGAAAAAUGAAAUCUAUUAGGAUCGGAGUUUUAUUUUAAUAUUUUUAGCUACCACCAUUGAGCACGCAUAUAGUUGAUGGUGUUUUCAACUGCUGGCUCUAUAUACACUAAAUACUUUUGCAGCUUGGUUAGUUUGAGCGUUUUGGACUUUUGGUUAUCAAAAUUCAAUAGCAAA
Arachis stenosperma is the source of this 1733-nucleotide messenger RNA. Its product is annotated as cell number regulator 10-like. The transcript is spliced from 4 exons. The record is from RefSeq and is a predicted model, not a curated record. NCBI's taxonomy places the organism in Eukaryota, Viridiplantae, Streptophyta, Magnoliopsida, Fabales, Fabaceae. The coding region runs from base 50 to 628 and encodes 192 amino acids.